UUGACGCUGACAGAUACAUUCAAAAUGUCACAAGAGCAGGCAAAUUUUUUGUAAAGAACAUCAUAAUAUUUUUGAGAACUUGCUUUGUUACAAAUCAAAGGUCAAACAUUUUCGUGGAACAGGACCAAAUUUUUACAUCGGCAGAUCAAUCCUACAUCUAGCUUUGAAUUCGAUUACAAAAUGGGCAGCAACCAAUCAGUCCGGGCCACGCACUUCCAACGACCUCGAGAGCACCCACCGGCAUCUAAAGAAAGUUCAGAAGAAGAAAACAGAAUCAGCAUUUCAAAUAAAAUGGUGGAGAGGCUCGUUGAAGAUGCGACAUUAACACGCGGAACAAACUUAAAGUUGACAAAAGCGAAAGAGGAUUACAAAGACAUGAUAUACAUGGAGAAACUAAAAUGCUUGGACGACAAUCAUUCGGAAAGAUUUGGUAUAACAGUGGACAAUAUGAACGCUUUGGUAAACCGGGUGGAGGUUCGUACGGCGAACAUGGUGAGCGUCGAGCCGGUGUGUGCUGACAUAAAAAAAAAACUCAUAGACUGUUACGACAACGCCACCAACGAUGACGUCAUUAAAUGCUGGGAUACCAUUGGCGCGUUCUCUCAAUGCGUCCGAGACGCGGGUGUUCGACGUCUCUACGAGCGUUCUGAACGCGACGCUCGUGACAACGCUCGUCGAUCACGCCACGUCCAACACGCCAGACAUCACGCGCUUAAAGACAUCUCCCAAUGAAGUUUUCUAUUAUACAUUCACAUGAUUCAAACACAGAUUUUGUGUGUUCUAUGGUAUGUCCUCAGUUUUAAUUUAAAACUCAAAACUAUACUUCUAUCUAUCUACAAAUCAGCCUUAAACUUCACAGACAUCCGAGAUUGAUGUAAUAUAAAUAUUAAUGACACGUAUAGGAAAAAAAUAUCUUCAAUCAACGUUAAUCAAUUUUUAUUGUCCCUUCAAGAAUGCCGAAGCGGAUUUACCAACAGGUGUAAUAUUACUUACUGCAUAAAAACAUACGCUUAUUAUAA
Molecule: messenger RNA, 1019 nt
Organism: Danaus plexippus (monarch butterfly)
Lineage: Eukaryota; Metazoa; Arthropoda; Insecta; Lepidoptera; Nymphalidae
Exons: 5
Coding region: 181-732 (183 amino acids)
Biological process (GO): inner mitochondrial membrane organization
Cellular component (GO): MICOS complex
Source: RefSeq, a predicted model, not a curated record